Molecule: messenger RNA, 1389 nt
Organism: Eremomyces bilateralis CBS 781.70
Lineage: Eukaryota; Fungi; Ascomycota; Dothideomycetes; Eremomycetales; Eremomycetaceae
Exons: 2
Coding region: 1-1389 (462 amino acids)
Source: RefSeq, a predicted model, not a curated record
AUGAAUUCCCCUAUCUCCCCCACAGCAGAUUUUCAAAAUCUCAAUCUGGAGCAGGAAGAGGAGGAAGAUAUGGAGGGUGUGUUCCAUCAUACUCGGAGCAGUCUGUCGUUUGUUCGUGAGGAGGACAACUUGAGAGGAGAUGGUUAUCGUUUCACGUACAAGUUCCCGGCGAUGAAAGACCGAAUGGAUGCUCGGAUGGAAGCCGUGGUUGAGCAUAAGAAGGAACUGUACCUGACACAGCAACCCAACGACGAAGACCUGUCCCUGUACUCGUACGAAUUCAGUGGUCGGACCACCAUCAAGGCGUAUGAUGAUCGACGUCUCACCUGUAGCUGCACCGACCCCGAGCGAGCCCCUGGUGGGCCGCAGGAAGGGGAUAUCGCCUGCCAGCACAUCUUUUGGUUCGUCGAUCAACUUGCAAUUGCGUGGUGCCGCAAGAAAGGCAUUAAGGCGCCAACAAUCGAAAUCAAUCCUCGUUGCACCCGGAUCAAAAUCACCCGUGGAGCUCGCGCGCGGACCGUUGAGAUCUCCCCCUACGAGAUGAUUCGCGACGAAAUCGGAAUCGAAGACCUCCCGAAGUCCAUCCAAGAAUGCACCGGCUUCACCAUGCGUCGCGCGCAGGCCAACGACCGGCUCUCCGUCUUCGACCUCUUCGGCACCCUGGGCGACAAAUACCUACGAUCCAUGGAAAGCCAGACGCGGCUCACGACUUCCCGCUUCUUCGACAGAAUGAUCGAGCAGGCGGCGCGCGACCCGCCCUUCUUCCACGACCUCCUCGAGAUGUUCCCCGUGGCCGAUUGUGCCGCGGUGGCGUUCGAGUUAGCGCACGCCCGCGUCGCGCAGGCCUUCGACGCGCUGGAGCGGUACAUCACGUACGGUCCGCGCGGGCCGAUCCCGGUGCACAGCGUGCGCACGUGCGCGGAGGACCUCGAUCAGAUCGUCGAGUUCAUCGGGCGGUGGCUGGAGAAGCUCGCGGACGCCCACCAGGACAUGUUCAUGGACGAUGAGUCGGACUCGGACGACAGCGAGCGGAUCCAGCACAGUGAGCCGACGGCGGCGGCGUAUCGCGGGAUCGGGACGCUGCUCGAGAUCCUGGACAAGGUCAUGGCGUGGGCGCGGCCGGCGUAUGAGCGAUUGGGGUGGUAUCGAGCCGGGGCGGCGAUCGAUGCGCCGACAGUGAGCAACUUGUACGAGACGUUGGUUCGGCAUGGCGGGCGGGAUGAGGAGGAGUUGUUCGUGCUGCAGGCGCUGGAUAUCGUCCCGGACGAACUGCUGGCGCCGUUUCAUCGCCAGCUUAGAGCGCUGCAGGAGCGGGCGUCGCGGCUGCUGGCCCCGGAACCAUUCGUGCAGAAGCUAGGGGUCAUGGCUCGGAGAGCGGAGGAGCAGUAA